AUGAGCACUGAAAGCAUGAUCCGGGAUGUGGAACUGGCUGAGGAGGCACUCCCUAAGAAGUCAGGGGCCCCUCAAGAUUACAGACGGUGCCUGUUCCUCAGUCUCUUCUCCUUCCUGCUUGUGGCAGGAGCUACCACACUCUUCUGUCUGCUGCACUUCGGAGUGAUCGGCCCCCAGAGGGAAGAGUUUCCAGAUGGCUUGCACCCAAUCAGUCCCUUGGCCCAGACUCUCAGAUCAUCUUCUCGAACUCCGAGUGACAAGCCUGUAGCCCAUGUUGUUGCAAACCCCCAAGACACAGGGCUCCAGUGGCUGAGCCGGCGUGCAAAUGCCCUUCUGAACAAUGGUGUGGAGCUGAAAGACAACCAGCUAGUGAUACCUUCUGACGGGCUGUACCUCAUCUACUCCCAGGUCCUCUUCAAGGGCCAAGACUGCCCUGCAACCCAUGUGCUCCUCACCCAUACCAUCAGCCGUUUCGCCGUUUCUUACCAGACCAAGGUCAAUCUCCUAUCUGCUAUCAAAAGCCCCUGCCAGAGGGAGACCCCAGAAGGGGCUGAUUCCAUGCCCUGGUAUGAGCCCAUCUAUUUGGGAGGGGUCUUCCAACUGGGGAAGGGAGAUCGACUCAGCGCUGAGGUCAACCUACCCAACUAUCUCGACUUUGCUGAGUCUGGGCAGGUUUACUUUGGGAUCAUUGCCCUGUGAGGGGGA
Molecule: messenger RNA, 705 nt
Organism: Chrysochloris asiatica (Cape golden mole)
Lineage: Eukaryota; Metazoa; Chordata; Mammalia; Afrosoricida; Chrysochloridae
Gene: TNF
Product: tumor necrosis factor
Exons: 4
Coding region: 1-699 (232 amino acids)
Biological process (GO): positive regulation of transcription by RNA polymerase II; tumor necrosis factor-mediated signaling pathway; immune response
Cellular component (GO): cell surface; membrane
Molecular function (GO): cytokine activity; tumor necrosis factor receptor binding; CD40 receptor binding
Source: RefSeq, a predicted model, not a curated record